AUCAAAGUAGACCCGUAAAUAUCGAAAGAUUAUCGAAUAUUAUACUUAAAUUAUUAAUAUGUCAAUUCUAUAACCACCUAAUGACCCAUAUAACUAUUAUAUGGUCUACCAAAAGUAAGUCAUGUACUUCCCAAAUAUUAAAGAGGGAUUUAGAUAUAAAUUUAUAAUAUAUAUAAGCAUUAUACCUUUUUAUCAUUAUUUAAUUAGAGAAAAUGUAGUACCCACUUACUUGUUUAGGACAAUUAGGUUUUUGAAAAAUUAAGGUUAGGUAAGAUGUAUUAUUCUAUGUUGUACAACGUGGUGACCAAUUCCUAAUAAUUGUAAGGUGAUAAAUUUGAGAACACAAUUGGAUCACUACAAGAAAGUGGGGAGAUUGUGGAGGACAAGAUUUGGAAAAGAAGAAAGCAAGAGGAGAAUCUCAAGAGCUGUCUAUUUGAUAAGCGUUGGGAGCAAUGACUACUCAAGCCUUUUCCUGACCAAUCAAUCUCUUUCCAUUUCAAUGUCUCAACAUGUUGACAUUGUCAUUGGUAAUCUGACUACAUUCAUUCAUGAUAUAUACAAGAUUGGAGGACGUAAAUUUGGGUUCUUGAAUGUGCCGGACUUGGGUUGUUUUCCGGCUUUACGGAUACUACAACCAAAGAGUGAUUAUUGCUUAAGAGAUGCUUCAAGAUUAGCAAACAUGCAUAACAAAGCUCUGAGUAAUCUCCUGUUUAAGAUGCAAAGACAAGUGAAGGGCUUCAAGUUCUCCCUCUUUGACAUGAACAAAAGCCUUCGACUCAGAAUGCAACACCCUUCUAACUUUGGGUUUAAAGAAGGGGAAGAAGCAUGUUGUGGAACUGGGAAGUUGAGAGGAGUAUUCAGCUGUGGAGGCAAGAGAAUUGUGAAAGAAUAUAAACUGUGUGGAAACCCUAAAGAUUAUAUCUUUUGGGAUUCACUUCACCUCACACAAAAUACUUAUAACCAGUUUGCAAAUUUAAUUUGGAACGGUGGGCACAUGUCAGAUUCUCUAGUGGUUGGCCCAUACAAUAUCAAUAAGUUAUUUCAGAUUCCUUGAUUUGAAUGUAUUACACUAUAUAAUACACAUGAUUGUGUUUAUUUGAUACAAACAUUUUCGUUCAUUUCUAGAUCUAAGACUUUAAAAUAAUGUGAUGUCAUGUUUUCCGCUGC
Molecule: messenger RNA, 1167 nt
Organism: Camelina sativa (false flax)
Lineage: Eukaryota; Viridiplantae; Streptophyta; Magnoliopsida; Brassicales; Brassicaceae
Product: GDSL esterase/lipase 5
Molecular function (GO): lipase activity
Source: RefSeq, a predicted model, not a curated record